Cinara cedri is the source of this 4901-nucleotide messenger RNA. Lineage: Eukaryota; Metazoa; Arthropoda; Insecta; Hemiptera; Aphididae. The record is from the annotation of a GenBank genome assembly.
AAACAAUUUAAUUAAUUUAAUAGUAAUUUAUAGUAAUUGUAAUCGCGGAUUCAGAAAUGUACAGAACAGUAUUUAAGCAGAUCCUAGGCGUGUUCUUAAAUAGUUACUUAUUUAUUGGUGCAUCAUAAAUCAUGUUUGUUGAAAUCAAUAUUAAUGGAUCUGAAUUUUAAAACAAUGGAAAACGUUAAUGAAAUAACUUUGAAUCCAAAUGAAAUUCAAAUAUGUAAAUCCUUUACAGUAGUAAGUUAAAUAUAUUUAAAUUUAAUUUUUAAAACAAACAGGUUAAAAUCAAAGAAACGAAACUAAAUCUGUUCAAGUAACUUUUUCACUACGUAAUCUCGAUUCUCCACCUGUUACGUUAAACAAUAUAACAAUUCCUAAGGCAAACGAAGUUAAAUAUCUUGGGCUAACUCUCGAAAAUGGUUAACCUGGAGCCCACACAUAAAACUUAAACGUAAAACUGUUAACUCUAGAAUUCAUAUUAGACCACUCUUAAAAUCCAAACUUUCCCUUUCCAAUAAACUUAAGCCCUCUAACACCAACAUGCUUCAAGCUUUUCAAUCUAUCUGCCUACGAUUAAUAACAUCUUCUCCUUGGUAUUUCACAAACAAUAACCUUCACAAAGACCUAAAAAUUCCUACACUCAAUCAAUUAGCAAAAGCACAUUACUCUAAAUUUCAUUCCAACUUAAACUCUCACAGUAACCCAUUAAUAAAGCAACUUUCUUCCACCUCACUUCCUGGCAACGUAAGCAGAAGACUCAAAAGACAGUGGCCUAGAGACCUACUAAAAUAAUAAAAAAAAAAAAUCAUGACAUCUAAAAUGUUCACGGUCGGGUGGUGUUGCUGAGUGCCUGCCCACAAAUGCUAAAUUCUGUUACUUUAUAUUACAUCAACUAUCAAAUUUGCUCAUUGUACAUAAUGUAUAGAUUGUAAAUAAAAUUGCUUCAAAAUAAAAAAUAAAAAAAAAAAAAAACAAACAAGUAUACCACAUAAUUUCAUAAAUAUUGAAUUUUAAUUAUAGGUGAACAAUAGAAUAAAUAAUUUCUUAAAAAGAAAACAAGAAGAAUGCAAUGAUAGAAAUACUAGACUGUAUUGUUCAGAAUCAAAAAGAAGCUAUUUUGGUUCAUCCAGAACUUGCGAUACAAUAGCAGCCAAACGGCAAAAAAGAUCUGAAUGUUUUGUUAAAAGUACUUUAUAUUUUCAUUACAUAAUAAAAAUAGUUUUUAAUUAUUUUUAAUUGUAUAGAGACUAAGGUGCAUAAUGCUAUUGGACCACUGUGUAAUGGUAUAGAUCCGGCUAGUGAAAAUAGUUACAGUUUAUCAAAUCAUACUAGUUUUACUGGACCAAGAACAGACCUGUGUGAAAGAAUAUCAAACUUAGAAAGUUGUUUAAAUAUAAAAAGUGAAAACUCUAAUAACUAUAAAACAACUGCUGAUAUUUAUGCAAAAUUAAAAUCAAUAGAAGAUAAAGUAUUAACACUUCAAAACAUGUUGUUAGAAAAAAAUGCAAAUGUAAUUGACAUUAAUAAACAAGUUUGUAGAAUAUAUAGAUUUAUUUUAUUAAGUGCUAAAUAUUAAUAUCAAGAGUAUCUAUUUACUAAUCAAUUAAUUAUGAUAAAUAAAAGCAUUCAAUUUCCACUCAAAAUACAAAUAAAAAAUAAAUUUGAUUUUAAUAUUUACAGAAAAUUUUAAUAAACUGAUGCUAUAAUAUCACAUGAUUCUAUUCCAGUAUUUAUUUAUUUAAGAGUAUUAACCAUUUAAUAAUUUUGUUUUUCUUUAUUAUUUAUUAUUGUAAAUCAAUUGUUUGAAAUAUUUUAGAUGUGGGAAUUUUAUUGGUUGCUACAUCAUGUAUGAAUAAUUUAUAGUUUAGGUUUGUUUUUAUCAAAUUUGACUAAUUACAUUUCUACUAUUUAUUAUUCAUUAUUAUGCUUAACAUUUGUUAUAAUAAUCUUUCUAUUGCACUGUCCAAGAAGUGUAUAUUAUUAUACAAUACUUUAUUUUCCUUGUAGUUUUUUUAAUAUAUUGGGAAUAUAUUUAUUUGUUUGAAGUACACUUGGCGUCACAUCUCUAAAAUUAAGUUUCAAAUGGGCGUUUCCCCGAACCAAAACAUUUAACCCAAACAAUAAAGAUAUCAAUUGAAAAUACAGUUAAUGACCUCUUAUCCAACAGUAGUUUCGUUUCAUAAACAAUAAUCAUAUUCCGAGUAUACGGCACAUUAGGAAAAUGUAUAAAUAUACUCCUAUUUUAUCUUAUAUUCUUUGGCUAUAAAAAAAUCAGUUUAAAGUGUCAAAUGCAGGUCAUUCACUACCUAAACAUUGAAAAGGACAUAUGUGAAUAUUCUUUAAACAACAUUAUUUCAAAAAAUAAUGUAUUAAAUGGAUACAACUGCUAACAAAGCCCCUCAAGUGGUGGCAUUAAUGGAAUUAGGGAUGUAUCAAUGUAAUGUUGUAUGGUAACUAAACUUAAGCCGUUUUGCCGAGUUUUCCAACGUUAUCAAGAGACUGAUGGCUUUAUCCGGAGGCAUGGAUCAGGCCGACAACACUGCACAACGGACAGAGAUGAUUGUUUUAUUGCGCAAUCGAUUUUCCAAUGUUAUACAGUAUCAAUAGCAACUCCACGCAGCUCGUCUAUUUGUCUAUUUAGCAAUGACAAACGAAGGAAAGUGUACCGAAGGCAGGGAGAAUGGUUUGCACAAGCCUGUAUUGAGGACAGUAGAGUAUUGGGGAUGGCUCAUGCAUAUUCUGGGGCGGCAUUUCCAUUGAUAGCAAGACCGAGCUAGUGUGUGUUUCCAAGACUGGCGGUGCUCAAGGACAAUGAUCGCUGACUUCUCAUCGAUACAUCACAGAGAUCUUAGAGGAGUAUGUGGUACCAUAUGCAGGUUUUGUUGGCGAUGGGUUUAUACUAAUGCAAUCGACAAUGACAAUGCUCGUUCCCACACCGCAUUAAUUGUAAGGAAUUAUACGGAAGAGGUUGGGAUCCCUGUUAUGAACUGGUCAGCAAGAAGUCCAGACUUAAAUCCAAUUGAGCACCUCUGGGAUAAAUUAAAACAAUGAGUGUGGUCCCCAACAACUCUCCAAGAUCUUCAAGAUGCUGUUGUUGCACAAUGGAUGAGUAUUCCUCAAGAAUGCAUUGUAUAACUCAUAACAUCCACGAAAGAACAUAUGGAAGCAGUAAUUAAGGCAAGAGGAAGUAGCACUAGAUUUUAAAUAAUAUUUAGUAACAGUUUUUUAUUUUUAUAUGAAGUCUAUUGUCUGUUUCUGUUUGUAAAAAUGUAUAACCUCAAUAUAAAUUGUUUUCUUCUACGAUUAACUUGAUUUUUAAAACACUGAUAAAAAAAAACAUGUACCAUUUAUUUAUUUUUCAAGUUUAUUUAAUCACCUUUCAAAUGAUAUAUCAUAACAGUACCCUUACAUAUGAUUAAGUGUAGUUAAAAUUACUUUGAAAAAUAAUUUGCAAUAGGUGCGAUUUUUGUGACGCCAAAUGUAGUUAUUACUUAGUCUCAAAUAUAUUUAAAUAUAUUAGGUAUACUUGUAAAUAAUAUAUAUUUGAUAUUAAUUGAAAUACAAUAUUAAAUUAUUGACAAAAUUGUGUCAUUAAAUGCACUUUUAUAAAAUCUGUACACCUAAUUUAUUUUAAUUUUUCAGGAAGCAUUGCUCAUUAAAUAUAAUUCAGAUAAGAAGCUGCCAACAAACACUUCAGUGGAUGUCUUGUCUAAAAAGUCUGUAAGUAUCUGAAUACUUAACUACCUACAUAACUAAAUACCAGGGCUCAGAACUGACAAGACUUAAUUUAUUUUGCAUAUUUGUUUAAAAAGUAAAUAGUAAAUUAAUUUAAUCAUUUUUUCAGAAAUAUACUGCUGAGGAAAUACAAGAACUCAUUGAUAAUAUUAAAAAAUAUUAAUUACAAAUCAAAAAUAUCAUGGUUCAAUAUAACAAUUGAUAUUUAUUUUUACUGGUUGCAAAUAUGUAUUACUUAUAAAUAAUAUUAAUUUAUAGGGUUUCAAAUUUGAUACAUUACUUUUGAUUUCCAAACUAGUAUAAAUUCAUACUAUGUAUUAAAAUAUUAGAAUUUGUGUAAUCACUGUUUUCAGUGAUAUCUGUAUAGUUAGAUAUACUUAUAUUAUAAAUAUCAAUAAUACACAACAAGGUUUCUCUGAAACCUAUUUAUUUUUUUUAAGCAUUUAUUUUUAAAUUAAUGACUAUAAUGUAUUAAUAUUUAACUUGUAAAAUAAAUAUGUAAAUUUUAUUUUUUAAUACCAUAUUAAAAUGACUUAAAUUGUGAUUAUUUUUUCUGUGAAUAAUAUCUUUUGAAUGUUGUAUCAAUAUGUGUCAAAUACCAUGAGCCAUUAAACAAAUUAUCAAUAUUUGAAGUUGGUUGAAAUGGUGCUGUAUAAAAUAUAUGCAAUUAUUAUAAUUAAUAGUUCAAUAAGUAUAAUAAUUACAAAUAUAAAUAGAAUUAUAAUGUUACCUUGAUUGUAAAUUAGUUCAUGAUUUUCCAUCAUAGUUUCAAAUUCAACACCUGUUAAACAAAGUCUGUUUUCUAACAUUGCCGGAACAUGUUGAAAUAAAUUGUGGACUAAUAUAUCCAAUUUUGCACCAGGGUGUACAGUAAAUGAAUAAAAUGAUGAACACAUACCAGAACCAAAAGAAAACAUUGCUAUUCGUUUACCAGCCAUUUCACUAGUUGGUUUACUACAACAUUCAAUUAUAUUAAUAUGACAAUUAAUAUUGUGCAUUUAUAUGAAAUACAAUUUUAUUACCUCAGUAAAUAUGAAAUCAAUCCACUGAAAAUAGAUGCUGUAUACAUGUUUCCUACAUUCUUAGGAAUAUAUUGAGUGGAUGCAGUAUGCUUUUUAAAUAAUUGUUCCGUAUCUUUAAUAACUUUUAUAUUUGAUAAUAAU